AUGGCGCAUCAAACAGACUCAGUAACUAUCCACGAUGUCAUCACAUUUUUGCAGGGCUUUGACCCAAAGGAUAGAUUCUUAACUGUUAUUGAGAAAGAUGAUGGUUUUAAUUACAUCUGCACUUUAAUACUGCCUCUUGUAUUUCGUCAUGCGUCUCAGUCAAAACUUUUACCUCAGGGCAACAGCCUACCAAGGAUACAACGAAUUCAGAAGAUUGUGGUUUUAGAGGGCAUAUUCCCUGAGCUGUCCUCACGAAAACACGCCACCGCUUCUAAAGGCCCUUUAUCAUCAGAGCAAAAGACAAUGCCAGAUCCCAAUACGAUUCUAGAAGAUACCCAAUCAUUGGACAAAAGCAGAACGCCAGUUCCAAAUGAAAUUCCACAACAUGACACGACUCUGGAAGGGUCCCGAUCAUCUGAACGAAGUUCAGCGCCAGAUCGCAAUGAAACCCAUGAAUCGACCUCACCGCAGCAAUGUACCUUGGUUGUUCAUAAUGCCUCAUGCGUUGAUUCGUCUUCACUCCCAGCAGAUAGUUCUUCUCCAGCAGCUUUAUUAUCAGAAACUGUUCCAUUCCAGGAUAGUGCUAUAGAGCUCUCGGAGAAUUCUUUGUCAUUAAGAAACUCCCAGGCUGCUGUACAAGGGCAAAUCACUCCUGGGGAUCCUGGAACAGAAACGAACCCCAUACCAAUUACAGAACAGGAUAAAGAGAGAACGCUAGAUUACACGACCCUGGCGAGCACCAUUAAAAUCUCUUUAAACUUCUCAUUAUGGUCUAACUCUCCAGAGUCAUUUUGGAACGACUCCAAGGGGGCGCUAAAUCCCAAGGACCACAGUCUCAUCAUCAAUCCUAGAAUCUUUGUCAAAGACGCACUUGAAAAAAAAUCUCAACUUGACGCCAAAAUACUUCAAAACAGGUUCUACUCUAUCAUAAUUUACAAGAUCUACGAAAAAUUGAUAUCAUCGCCACAAAUUAGAUCAACCUUGGUCAAGCAGUUUCUUAAUGGCCUUGGUCUACCAUCGGACCCUACGUCUCAAUCAUUUUGUUCACGGUUCCUUCAUGGUGGACGAAGACGGAAAGAAUUCUGCCAACGAGUCGCUCCUAAUGGCCAUGAACCUGAUUAUGGCGUUUUACUGAUCCCAGAGCUUAACGAUAUGACGUGGGAGCAGUCAACUUCGCGUGUCCGAGAAAGAUGCAAUGCAAUCGUUGAUUUAUUCAAGGCACAGGGCAUCUUUUCGUGGUCAGAGAGGUCUGGAGCUCGAUCUGCUGCCAAUAGCAUCAUCUUUUCUCGCCAGCCGCUUUUAGAUCAUUUCCAAACUCAAUACUACAAUAUCCAAGGCCAGAAACGGCGAUUCGAUUUUGUAGAAGGUUUGUCUUUCAAGCGAAUUUAA
Messenger RNA from Trichoderma atroviride IMI 206040, 1389 nucleotides. RefSeq lists its product as uncharacterized. NCBI's taxonomy places the organism in Eukaryota, Fungi, Ascomycota, Sordariomycetes, Hypocreales, Hypocreaceae. The record is from RefSeq and is a predicted model, not a curated record.